Haemonchus placei is the source of this 1884-nucleotide messenger RNA. NCBI's taxonomy places the organism in Eukaryota, Metazoa, Nematoda, Chromadorea, Rhabditida, Trichostrongylidae. The record is from the annotation of a GenBank genome assembly.
AUAGAGCACGGUCCCCGGAAAGGACAACAGUUUAUUCCAGCGAUCAAAUCGGCGAUUUUGAUCCAAAAAUGGUAUCGAAGGUGCCAGGCUCGACUAGAAGCACGACGUCGAGCCACCUGGAGUAUAUUCACAACUUUGGAGUACGCUGGUGAACAGGAUCAGUUGAAGCUGUACGACUUUUUCAGUGACGUGAUCACCGCCAUAGUGAACAGCGAAAACGAGGAGUACAGCAGUUCUCCAUUUGUUUCUGGUCAGUUUGAUUUCGAUAAACUUUCGAUUUCCCUAAACAGUGAAGUAAAUCUGAUGGAAAAAGCAAACCCUGCAAAUAUGACUGUCGAAAAACACUAUAAGGGACCUGUACUCACAUUGCCACUGGACAGACAACAAAUAGCAACCAUGAUCGACGCUUUUAAAGUAAACAAGAUUAUGCAUGUGCGAUACGUGCUUUUGAUACUUUUUGAAGCUCGCCGACUUCUGAAGCAGCAACCUACAAUCGUUCGCCUUUCUACCUCAAUUUCUAAUCAGGUAACUGUAUGUGGUGAUUUACACGGGAAAUUCGAUGAUCUUUGUAUCAUUCUUUACAAGAAUGGCUAUCCUUCACUUGAUAAUCCGUAUAUUUUCAAUGGCGACUUCGUUGAUCGUGGAGGUCAAUCUAUCGAGGUGCUGUGCGUACUGCUGGCCCUGUUCGUUCUGGAUCCCAAUGCAAUCACACUGAAUAGGGGCAAUCAUGAAGACCACAUCAUGAAUCUACGCUAUGGAUUCACGAAAGAACUCAUGACCAAAUACAAGGAACACUCGACUACGAUCACGAAGACGCUUGAGGACCUGUUCUCAUGGUUGCCAAUCGCCACCAUCAUUGACAAAAAUAUCUUCGUUGUUCAUGGUGGAAUCUCAGACAAGACGGAUGUGAGCCACCUCGACAAAAUUCACCGAAAUAAGUACCAGUCAGUACUUCGCCCUCCUGUGCGAAAGGGUUCCGAGAGCAAUGCGGUGAACGUGGACGAGUGGAAGCAGAUGCUGGACGUACUGUGGAGUGAUCCAAAGCAAAACAAAGGUAAAAAAGAAGUUGGUAAAAAGGAUGCUGGCCAAAUGUAUUCCGAGGUGGAGGAUCAUAUUUCGGAGCAUGGAUUCAGUCUUCUCGUUCGUUCACAUGAGUGCAAGUUUGAGGGCUAUGAGUUUACGCAUAACAAGACAGUGCUAACGAUAUUUUCUGCAUCGAAUUAUUACGAACUUGGAAGCAAUCGAGGUGCUUAUGUGAAAUUCAUUGGUCGCAACAAAGAACCGCACUUCGUUCAGUAUAUGGCAUCCAAAACACAUCGCAAAAGCACGAUGCGAGAGAGGCUGAGUCUCGUGGAAGAGUCUGCUGUACGUGAACUCAGAGAAAAGCUAGGCUCGUUUAACAACAGGCUCCAGAAAGAAUUCGAACAGUACGAUCCGCUACAGAAAGGUGAUCUAAAUCCUUUUAUGUGGUGCGAGAGCGUCCAGAAAGUAACUGGUCUGCAUCUCCCGUGGCGAGCUCUGGUACCGAAACUGGCGACGAUUCAUGAGGACGGUAAACAUGUUCUGUACAAAGACAAUGUCGCCGUUGUGCAGGUCGGAAAAAGUCUACCACAGGAUCGUGACGUUGUCGAGUCGCUGUACAGACACAAGAGCACGUUGGAGACUUUAUUCCGAUUCAUGGACAAAGACAACUCCGGACAAGUUUCGAUGCAAGAAUUCAUUGACGCAAUUCAGGUAUUGGGAAAGUACACGAAGCGGACCAUGUCACCCGAUUACGUUGCUCAAAUUGCCGAAAGCAUCGAUUUCAACAAGGACGGUUUCAUCGAUCUCAACGAGCUGCUAGAGGCGUUCCGGAUAGUGGACCAACAAAAUGGGCUAACCUAG